Molecule: messenger RNA, 1797 nt
Organism: Gigantopelta aegis
Lineage: Eukaryota; Metazoa; Mollusca; Gastropoda; Neomphalida; Peltospiridae
Exons: 4
Coding region: 1-1797 (598 amino acids)
Cellular component (GO): nucleoplasm
Molecular function (GO): protein binding
Source: RefSeq, a predicted model, not a curated record
AUGGCACAAAAUAAGAAGCAAUCACAAUCAGAAGAGCAGCUGCAAGAGUCUCCUGUAGCGAGCAAAACCGUUAAGGAAGUGAGGGUGCCCUCAAUUGAGAAACCUCCUGUUGUUAAGAAACGACGUAGAAGCUCAAGUACAAGUGGUAUGGCUUCUCCGACUAGCAUGUUUAAACCUGCACUGACUGAACGACAGCAGCUGGCAUUACUUCUACAAAUGACUGACCCUCAGAAGCAAAGUCCAGGUGGUAGUACUGCUGCUAGCAUUGAGUCAUCUCCUCGAGAUACUCCAGUAAAAGGUCGCAUUCAUCGACGCAAUGAAAGAGGGGAGACUCCCCUUCAUUUAGCAUGCAUACGAGGUGACGAGUCUGCCGUCUUAUCUCUGAUUGAACAAGGAGCUGAUGUCAAUGCAACUGAUAAUGCAGGUUUGUUGAUGGAGAAAGGAGCUGACAUUACUAUUGUUAAUGCCAAAGAGAAGACUCCAUUGGAUCUUUGUCGAGAAGAGGGAAUACGUGCAUUGCUCUUAAAGUCUGUUAAACAUGAUCAAGAUGUUAGAAGAACUGAAAAUGGACAAGAUGAAGAAAAGGAGGUAUUUGCUGAAGACAAAGUAGUUACCAAGAAAGAAAUUAAUGUGGAACCUUCCUCGUGUCCUCAUAUUAUUAUUCAAACACCUCCCUCUCAGACCCUUGCUCGAUUUCCUCGACAAAAACAGGGCCGACGUGCCGAGACUCCGCCUGCUAGAUUACAUGCUUAUUAUUCUCGUGGUCGUGGUCAGAAGAAGAAACCAAACUCAAGAGGUAGUUUCUAUAGCGAUGUUUCAUCAAGUGAAAGUGAAGCUGACCAUCUAGAGACUGAAAUAAGUCACUUGAGACCACACCCACCUAAAAUAAUUAAAUUGACGUCUAUUUCUGAGGCUGAUGAUAGUCUAACUGAAAGCCCUGUACCAGAGAAAACUAAUAUGUCUGUAAUACUUACCGAAGAGGCUGAACAGAAAGAAUGUAAUAUGGUAGUUGAUGUAAAAAUUGAUGUCACGACUAUUCAGCCAUCUUUAGAAUUAGAUGACAAAGAUAUUGUUAUAACACCUGAUCUAGGUCAGGUGUCCAGUUCUUCAGUAUUAGAUCAGAGAGAUCUCGACGAUAGAAAUAAUGGGAAAAUAGAGGAUACUAUUAAAGAUGGAGAUGAAAAUAUAUGUAAAAGUGAAGAAGUACUGCUGACUAAUGGCGAGAGAGUUGAAGACAACACUCAAGAUUUAUCAGAAACAGUAUCCAUGGAAACAACUAACUCAGAUGCUAAAGAUGUUAGGAGUCCUUUGAUCUUAUCAGAAGCACAAGAAGUAGUGUCUUCUCUUGUUGUCAGUAUUAUGCUCAAUGAAGUCACUCUUAAGAUUGGAAAUAUAAGUAAUGAUACCCUCAAAGAUCCAACAUCUAAAAAGACAGACUUUCAAGAGACGUCAGAACCAACUGAAUCGUCAUUACUCACUAGAAAUGGGUCUGAGGAUGUUACAAGUCCCAAUAUUGAUAGUUCGUCCCCUGUGACUCGAAGUGUAUCUGUAGUUAGUGGAGCUGUACGUAGAGUUUCUAGUAUUGAUGAUGAAAGUGCAUGUAGUGAAUUCCCAGAGCUUCCUUCAACUUUCCAAGAGAUAUUGAUACAAAGGGAAAGUAAUGUCCUCGUUGAUGACGAUGAUAAUGACUCUUGCUCAACUGUUGUCUCUUUUUUCAACGUCUCUACUCUUGUGUUUGGUUCUCGUACUCCCUCUCGUUCUCAAAGUCCAGUCGCUCUCUGUCUCCACCUCCAUUAA